CAGUGGUCUCUCGGUCUCUCGGGCAGAGCGAGACGGAAGAAUGAUUUGAGAGCAGGCCAUAUAUACAUACAAUAAGCAUAGCCGCUUCCCCCCUUUCCCCUCCAGCACCGUCCUUCAGCACAAACCAACAAUACCCACCCUCUCACACCCUCCCACCCCCACCUGACUACCGCCGCCAUAUCCGGCGCCCCCCCCGUUCAGUUUCUCUCUUGCCUCAUAUAGGAACGUUCCCAGAUCGGCGCAGUUUUCGCAGCAUCCCGCGCACGUUCAAGAGGCCAUUCCCCCCGAUCCCGAUACGAACUCCAGCCCCUCCCACGUUCAGACCUGAGGCCGUGGGAACAGAGGGCAGCAUAGCAAUUGGCAACCUCGUCGACGACUUGCAAGCACGAUGCACGACAACGAUCAAGAUUCCGCUUUUGACGUCUUCCCGUGCACGGCUACCUAUGAGCCUGUCUCGGCGGAGUUAGCGAUCGCGGAAGCCGACGCGCAGAAUCAGUUCGAACUCGAUAUGCAGGAGUAUUUGAACCUAGAAACCGACCCGGCCACUGGUGAUGCCAGCGAUGUCACAAUACGACAGCAGGAGCAACCGCUCCUGGCACCCGAAGAGGGUUACCUCUCCGACCCAUAUACGCACCACCCGUCCCCAUCUUUCGCAGAUUCGAGAAACCUUACCGACGCCGAUGAGCCACCUUCAGCAGCGUUGGGAAUGGAUUUACUCCCGUUCUUUCCCAUGAUGGAGACGUUUGACGAGUCAUUGAAUAUAGAGCAGGAAUCGGCAGUCGUGGAUCCUAGAAUCUUUGCGCCCGACGCGACGGCUCAGUCACGGAUAUCACCUCCGGUGGCUGAUAACGUGCUCGAAGAAGAAGAGAAAGAAGAGGAGGAGCGCCCUAUCAUCAAAAAGGAGAGAGCAUCCCGGAGAACACAAAAGCAGCAACCGAUAGCGAUUCCCGAUACGGUCACGCCGCCGACGCCAUCACGAUCGACUGGCACGAGACCAUCCCAGAAAAAGCGACGUCGAGUCGCCAGCCCGUCGCCAGUGAAACAUGUGAAACAGGAACAGGAGCCGAAGGCAGUUGCGGAUACGGUCGAGUUCUGUUACGAGAAGGAAGACUCACCGGGGAUGGAAAGCGUCGAUCACCCCGCCAGUCGCGAUUCCUCGCCUGACGCGCCAGCGCAACCCCUAAAACCAAACAAAAAGAAGGCCUCGGACGCAACGAGCACGAAAUCUCGCGCCGACAAAUUCUCCCUCGAUAAUAUCGGCUACAGUUUGGAAGAUCUCCGUCAAUUCGUUGAGGAGCUCGAGGCUGACGACUCUAUCACGCCGAAAGAGAAGCGUCAACUCCGCAAUAAGCUAUCCGCUCGCAAUUUCCGCGUCCGACGGAAGGAGUACGUGACCCAGUUGGAGGAUGAGGUGGAGGUGCUACGGAAGGAGAACACAAGUCUGAAGAGCUCGUUGGAGGCAAAAGCCAAGGAAAAUGAGGACCUGAAGAGAGAAUUGAAAGAGUUCAGGGAGAAGCAGGGUCGAUUGCUGAACUUCAACCGUGACUCGACCAAUCCGACCACGGCUACGUCUGCCGCCGCAUCUACAGGCACAAACUCCUUCCACCACAUGCAGGAUUUCAGGCAUGUCAGCCAGCGACUGCAAGUACAUUCCGUUCGCGUUCCUGCACCUGCUUUAUCGUCGUCGAGGCGACCGUCGAUCUAUGAAGAGCAUGACGAAACUGCGGCUCGAGAAGCCGCUACGUCGUUUUUGGAUCUUGUCAAGCGUAUCGCUGACAAGGACGCUGGCAAGGACGAGCACGCUGUGGAAGCAACCCCGGAACUUUCAAUCGAAGCCCCCAAAUCGGUUGAAGCCCCGAAAAGCCCGGAACCAUCUCAAAUCACCGAGGAUGCGGAAGAUGAGAUAUCGAGCCUCGAAUAUCAAAUCGCAACCGAAGAAGAAACCACGACCCCUCACACCCUUUCCACCCCAUCGACCACUCCAUCCCGUACCCACCGCUUUGCGACCCUCCGCCCGCAAGAUAUCGUCCGCGCAGCCUUCGAAUCCCUCAAACUCGGCGAACUCCAACCCAUCCCCACCCUCGACCGCGUCACCGACCCCGCUGCACGCGCUCACGCUGCACACAUGGUGAAGCAGACCAUCGCUUUGGCUGCUGUCCUUACCGUUCGUUGUUGAGUGUGCUUUUUCGGAUCAGAAGUGCCAUCCGACGCCCCUACCCUACCCUAAUACCCCCCCCCCCCCGCAUCUAUACACGUACUCCCCUCCCCGAAAUUGGUGGAUUGUAUGGAUUUGCUUUUUGUAAACAUCUUGGUUUUUGAGAAAACGUUGCCUUGUGCCCUCUACCCCACCCCUCUCCGAUUGUUGGUGACAUCUUGUUUGCCAUCCACGUGCUUUGGGAUCUGGGCCAUGUACAGAUGUAUUCCGAUGUACUGCUCUUGUUGUACUUUGGCGGAAAAUCGAAAUUUUUGUUUCUGUUAUGCAAUGACCUUUUGUUCGACCUGGG
Messenger RNA from Fimicolochytrium jonesii, 2504 nucleotides. RefSeq lists its product as uncharacterized. The transcript has a single exon. The record is from RefSeq and is a predicted model, not a curated record. Bases 389 to 2176 code for a protein of 595 amino acids. Gene Ontology annotation, molecular function: DNA-binding transcription factor activity. NCBI's taxonomy places the organism in Eukaryota, Fungi, Chytridiomycota, Chytridiomycetes, Spizellomycetales, Powellomycetaceae. Gene Ontology annotation, biological process: regulation of DNA-templated transcription.